Messenger RNA from Pongo pygmaeus (Bornean orangutan), 1637 nucleotides. RefSeq names its product glycosyltransferase 6 domain containing 1 (gene GLT6D1). Gene Ontology annotation, biological process: carbohydrate metabolic process. The transcript has 6 exons. The record is from RefSeq and is a predicted model, not a curated record. Gene Ontology annotation, molecular function: hexosyltransferase activity. Gene Ontology annotation, cellular component: Golgi apparatus; membrane; vesicle. The coding region runs from base 358 to 1284 and encodes 308 amino acids. Lineage: Eukaryota; Metazoa; Chordata; Mammalia; Primates; Hominidae.
AGUGACGUCAGCACCAACGGAAGACUCCAGCGCUAGGAGAGCAGUAGACGGCAGCUGGUUCAUGACAUGACACAGACCAAAAGAUAUGAUGCUUAGAAGAUCCCUGUCCUUGUGGAACAUCUUUGGCUAUCUCUUUACAUCACUCUAACCCAAGCCCUGCAGUGGAGAGAUUUAUUGCGUUUCUUUUAUGCAAUCAGGGCAGACUUCAGUGUGAACACGGGGAGAGACAGAGUGCAUGUGCACCUGGCCCAUGGGGAACAGUCAGCCCCAGGCACUUGAAGGAGAACAGAUGCUUCCCUAACUCAAGUCGCUGUCUCCUGACAGCUGAACAUUCUAGAAGCAACCUCUAAGGAGAGAAUGAAUUCUAAAAGAAUGCUGUUAUUGGUUUUAUUUGCUUUUUCACUGAUGUUGGCUGAGCGUUAUUUCAGGAAUCGCCGAGUAGAAGAACUUCGGCUCUCAGACUGGUUUCAUCCUAGAAAACGCCCUGAUGUUAUAACGAAAACAGACUGGCUCGCUCCCAUCCUAUGGGAAGGGACUUUCGACAGGCGGGUCCUGGAAAAACAUUACAGAAGGCGGAAUAUCACUGUGGGCCUGGCCGUCUUUGCUACUGGCAGGUUUGCAGAGGAGUACCUGAGGCCGUUCCUACACUCCGCAAAUAAGCACUUCAUGACAGGCUACCGAGUGAUCUUCUACAUCAUGGUGGACGCCUUCUUCAAGCUGCCUGACAUAGAGCCCAGUCCUCUUCGAACGUUCAAAUUAUUUAAAGUGGCCACCGAGAGGUGGUGGCUCGAUGGCCCCCUGGUGCAUGUGAAGAGCCUGGGUGAACACAUCGCCAGUCACAUCCAGGAUGAGGUGGACUUGCUCUUCAGCAUGGCUGCCAACCAGGUCUUCCAGAACGAGUUCGGGGUGGAGACCCUGGGCCCGUUGGUGGCCCAGCUCCACGCCUGGUGGUAUUUCAGAAACACCAAGAACUUCCCUUACGAGAGGAGGCCGACCUCAGCAGCUUGCAUCUCGUUUGGACAGGGGGAUUUCUAUUAUGGCAGCUUGAUGGUUGGUGGCACACCCCAUAAUAUUUUAGACUUCAUCAAAGAAUAUCUGAACGGAGUUAUUCAUGACAUCAAAAAUGGACUCAAUAGCACCUAUGAAAAGCACCUUAACAAGUAUUUUUACCUCAAUAAACCCACCAAGCUGUUAUCACCAGAAUACAGCUGGGAUCUUGCAUUUUCUCCUCCUCCACAGAUCCAAUACGUCAAGGUCGCACAUGAUUCCCAGAGGAAAUUAUGAAUUAUGCCAUUAGGUUUAUGACGAAUAAAUGAAUCACGGCAAUUUCUUAUAAAUGAGGGAAGUCUUAAAACCUUCCAUUUUUUAGAGACAUACAAAUUUACAUCCUUCCCAAAUAAAUGUUUCUUUUUCCCAUUUUGAGCCAUCUUAUUUGGCUAAUGUAGGAUAAAGAAUAAAAGGAUAAUUACUUAAUGUUAAUACACAGUAAUGUUAUUAUCUAUGUAUUGUAGACAAUGUGAAAAUACAUUUGACAUAGAAUGAAUAUUUUUAAUGGAGAAAGACUCUAGUUGAGAAAAAACAUUCAUAAAAGGGAAAAGUAGUUCACACAAAGGAAAAAAUAAAUGCCAGGCCACUCA